Molecule: messenger RNA, 789 nt
Organism: Ascochyta rabiei
Lineage: Eukaryota; Fungi; Ascomycota; Dothideomycetes; Pleosporales; Didymellaceae
Exons: 2
Coding region: 1-789 (262 amino acids)
Molecular function (GO): protein binding
Source: RefSeq, a predicted model, not a curated record
AUGGGCAACUCCAACACCAGACUUACGCCGGGCAAGAAGCGUCCUGGCAGAGACACCGAUGCCGGUUCGCAGCGCAAGAAGAUGCGUUACCCGUUAGAGAGUGCUUUCACGUACAAGUCGGCCCCAGUCACCGUCAUCGUGGGCGAAGAGCAAACAGCCUACUUCGUUCACGAGUCGCACAUCACCCCGCAGUCUGAUUUCUUCAAGAACGCGCUGAAGGGUGAGUGGGAGGAGAAGACAACCAGGACCGUCAGACUACCUGACUGCGACUCGACCAGCUUCAACAUCUAUCUCAACUGGCUUUACACCGGGCGCGUCUGUAUCACGCAAGAGGGCGACGAGAAAGAAGUCAUAGACGAUGAUGUCCAAACCAUCGACUAUGAAUGGGAAAAUUGGGUGAUGUGCUUCAAGAUUGGAGAUUUCCUGCAAGACUCCGAUUUCAAGGACGCUAUGAUAGACGCCGCCAUCGAAAAGCUAAUAUCCGAAAAUAUCGACUACGUUGAAAUCCCAGUGGGCGUUUACACCUUCUCUCAGCCUACCUCGCGCAACAGAAGGCUGGCUGUUGAUCUGGCUCUCAACGUAUGGGAGGAAUUCAGAUUCCAAUACGUUACCAACAGAAACUAUCCUCCAGAGUUUCUGACAGACUUGAUCACCGCCAUGGGAGGCAAACUUCGGGCUGGAUCUCACAUGACGAGAACCAAUGACUUCCUCCGCGACAUCGAUACUUGCGAGUACCAUGAGCAUACUACCAUCGGAACUCCUUGCUGCAAGACGAAGCGCGGCAUCUAG